Messenger RNA from Lampris incognitus (smalleye Pacific opah), 13411 nucleotides. RefSeq names its product laminin subunit alpha-3-like. Gene Ontology annotation, molecular function: signaling receptor binding. The transcript is spliced from 77 exons. Lineage: Eukaryota; Metazoa; Chordata; Actinopteri; Lampriformes; Lampridae. The record is from RefSeq and is a predicted model, not a curated record. Gene Ontology annotation, biological process: regulation of cell migration; cell adhesion; regulation of embryonic development. Bases 1 to 10278 code for a protein of 3425 amino acids.
AUGGCGAGAGCGACGAGGGCAGCUCGACUCGUCGUCCUCUUUGCGGCUCUGGCCGCAUCCCUCUUCGAAGGCGCGCGCGGACAAGCGGCUUUUAACGACGCGACGGGGUUCAGUUUGAGUCCGCCGUACUUCAACCUCGCCGAGGGGUCGAGGAUCUCCGCCACCGCGACCUGCGGCCAGGAUGAGAGCGGCAGACCGAGGUCCGAUUUGUACUGUAAACUGGUCGGGGGACCCGUUACUGGACUACCCACCCAAAACAUACAGGGCCAGUUCUGUGACCACUGCAAUGCCAACGAUCCAAACAAAGCCCACCCAGUGAGCAACGCCAUCGAUGGAACGGAGCGCUGGUGGCAGAGCCCCCCUCUUUCCAGAGGACUGGGCUACAAUGAGGUGAACAUCACCCUGGACCUCGGACAGCUUUUCCAUGUGGCAUAUAUCCUCAUCAAGUUUGCCAACUCACCUCGUCCUGACCUGUGGGUCUUGGAGCGUUCUGUGGACCACGGCAGAACAUACAGCCCCUGGAAGUAUUUCGCACAUUCCAAGCGUGAGUGCAUUGAAAGGUUUGGCAAGCAGCCCAAUGGACGCAUAAUCCACGACGAUGACCAGAUCUGCACCACGGAGUACUCCCGGAUCGUCCCUUUAGAGAACGGAGAGAUCGUCGUGUCACUGGUCAACGGGCGGCCAGGGUCCAGGAACUUCACCUACUCCCCCGUGCUGCAGGACUUCACCAAGGCCACCAACAUCCGCCUGCACUUCCUUCGCACCAGCACCCUGCUGGGCCAUCUCAUCUCCAAGGCCCAGAGAGACCCCACUGUCACACGUCGGUAUUACUACAGUAUCAAAGACAUCAGUAUUGGUGGACGCUGCGUUUGUCAUGGUCACGCACAGGUGUGUGGUAGCCAAAACCAGCUAAACCCAAAUAGGCUGCAGUGUGAAUGCCAGCACAACACAUGCGGGGAGUCGUGUGACCGAUGCUGCCCGGGCUUCAACCAGAAGCCGUGGCGUACCGCAACGACGGACAGCCCCAACGAAUGCCAGCCUUGCCAGUGCUUCUCCCAUGCCUUUGACUGUUAUUAUGACCCAGAGGUGGAGCAGAGGCGAGCAAGUUUAGACACCUUUGGCAGGUACGAUGGAGGAGGAGUGUGCAUCAACUGCCAGCACAACACGGCUGGCGUGAACUGUGAGAAAUGCGUUGAAGGCUUCUACAGGCCCUACGGAGUCUCCCCCGAGUCUCCCGCCGGAUGUAUAUCUUGCAGGUGUGAUAGCAGGACGACGGCUGGCUGUGAGAUGGGCUCUGGGCGUUGUACCUGCAAGCCGGAGUUCGCUGGAGACAACUGCGAUCGCUGUGCAGACGGUCACUAUGGCUAUCCUCAGUGUAUCAGGUAUCCUGUACACCAGACGACCACCAAAUCUCCUUUCGGCCAUAUUGUGGAGCCCACGGCCUGCCCCCCGGGGUAUUUCAGACCACCCAGCUGUCACCAGUGUGUUUGUGACCACAGCGGGUCAGCGUAUGAAGUGUGUGACGCUUCGGGGCACUGCCUGUGUCGGCCGGGGGUGGAGGGGGAGCGAUGUGACCGCUGUCAACCUGGAUACCAUUCCUUCCCAAGCUGCAAGGUAUGCCGCUGUGAAGGCGCUGGCGUGGCUAGCGGUGCCUGCGGGCCGAGCGGCCAGUGCUCUUGUCUUGCCAACUACGAGGGGCAGCAGUGUGACCAAUGUGCUCCAGGUUACUAUGGAUACCCAGACUGCGCUGCUUGCCGGUGUACACGGGAGGGCUCCUACGGUGUGGCAUGCAACCCUCGGUCGGGCCAGUGCCUGUGUCUCCCAGGGGUGGUGGGCCAGCAGUGUGACCGCUGUGCUGGCUCAGGGCUCAGGUUCCCCCGGUGUUCAGCGUCCAUUGGCCAGUGUAACCCAGCAGGGUCAGAGGUCACGGAUUCUCGAACGGGCUCCUGUGUCUGUCUACCAAACGUGGAGGGGACCUUUUGUGAUAUGUGUAAACCUCUUUACUGGAACCUGGCUAUGGACAACCCCAGUGGCUGCAUAGACUGUCAGUGUGAUGUGAAAGGGACGCUGAGUGGUGUCGGGGAGUGCCAGCAAAAAAGUGGGCAGUGUCCCUGUAAGGCCAAUGCAUGUGGACACGCGUGUGACACCUGCAAGGAUGGAUACUUCCUUUUGCAGAAGCAGAGCUAUUUUGGUUGCCAAGGUUGUGGGUGUGAUAUAGGUGGUGCUGCUAGCAGGGCCUGUGACGAGGCGUCAGGACAGUGUCGUUGUCGGAAGAAUAUUGUUGGCCGCACCUGCACAGAGCCAGCACUCGGCUACUUCUUUCCCAGCCUACACCAGCUGAAGUUCGAGGUGGAGGAUGGCACUACUCCCAAUGCCAGGCCAGUGCGCUUUGGUUAUAACCCACAAGAGUUCCCAGAAUUCAGCUGGAGGGGGUAUGCUGUAAUGUCCCCUGCACAGAGUGAAGUCAGAGUGACUGUGCAUGUUGACGUGAAACAUUCGAGGCAGCCCUCGCCCUCCCUGUUCCGUGUGGUUCUGCGGUUCACUAACCCCGGCGGGUCCAGCGUGACCGGUAGCAUCAAGGCCGCCAGUAACAGGGGCACCCAAGGGUCAGAUCAGAUUCAGGAGGUGGUAUUUCCUUCCAGCCCCUCUCCCACCUUCCUCACUGUUCCAGGAGACGGCUUCGCUGAGCCAUUUGCCCUGACCCCCGGAACAUGGAUCAUCCACAUUCAGGCUCAGGGGGUUCUGCUGGAUUACCUGGUACUGCUGCCCCAGGAUUACUAUGAGGCACCUCUGCUGCAGGAGAGGAUCACCCAGCCUUGUACAUACACAGCCACUGCAGACAGAGAUGAAAAAUGUCUGCUGUAUAAGCACGUGUCCAUGGAGGGCUUCAGCUUCACCAUGGCCUCCCAUGCUAAACUCUCUACCCACAGAGGACGCAGGAGGAGACAGGCCCGUGUGCGACAGCCCACCCCGAAUCACCCUGAGAUGGCUUUUCUCAGUGGCAGACAGUCCCAGCUCCAGCUGAAUUUACGUGUGGCUCGUCCUGGUCCACAUGUCCUUGUACUGGAGUAUGCCAGCGAGGUGGACAUUGUCCAGAAUGUCAACUUAUUCAUCAGCAGCCAGGGACAUGGCCAGAUCCAGGAGAGGGCCAACAUCUUCAGCUGUGCUUUCAGCUUUCUGUGUCGGAGUGUGGUGGUGGACGGCAGCAAUCGGGUGGCACAGUUGCAGCUCUCUCACAAGACAGAGCUUCUCCUGCAGACCUCCACGGCCUCGUUCCUGCUGCACAAAGUCUACGCAGUGCCUGCAGAGGAGUUUUCCAUGGAGUAUGUGGAUCCAAAGGUCCUGUGUGUCUCUGUGCAUGGCCGCUUUACUGAGGACAGCCAGUACUGCGUUCCGAGCCAGCUCGGCCGGCCCAGCACGGCGUGGGUAUUGGACGCGGCCCGUGACGGACGCCUAUCCUCCUCGCCGGGCUUCAACCCCCGGCAGACAGAGGGCGACGCAUGGAGACGUAGGCGGCAGUCGGGGGCGCUCCAUCUCGGGGAGCCCCAGGGUGAAGGGGUGCUGCUUAAAUAUCCCCAGACGGAGAUCCGUUUCAGUCCCAAGGUGCCCCUCCCGGGCAGGUAUGUAGUGGUGGUUCAUUAUCGCCAGCCUGAACACAUCUCCGUCCCCGUGGAGGUCCGAGUGGAGGCAGGGCGCACAUGGGACGGUUUGAUGAACGCGUCCUUCUGCCCCGGUGUGUCCGGCUGCAGGGAGGUGGUGAUCGCAGAUGAGCGCAUCGCCCUCGACUUUGACCGGCAUUCCUGGCAAGAGCCCAGCAUCGCCGUCAAGGUCCCGCCCAGAAAGACCCUUACCCUGGAUUACAUCCUGGUGGUCCGUGAUAGCAGUUACUCCCCAGACCUGCUGAAAGACAAGCCGCUGGAUAAAUCUGCAGAGUUCAUCCAGCGUUGCAGAGGAGAGAGCUUCCAUAUUGACCAAAGAACAGCGUCACCAUUGUGCGGAGACUCCGCCCGCUCUCUCGUAGCAGCCUACAACGACGGAGCCCUGCCUUGUGACUGUGACGAGUCUGGCUCGACGGGGACCGCCUGUGAUCCAGUAGGAGGACAGUGUCUCUGCAGGCCGCAUGUCAUCGGUCGACAGUGCACACGGUGUGCCACGGGAUACUAUGGCUUCCCUUACUGCAGACCGUGCGAGUGUGGUCGGCGACUCUGCGAUGAGGUGACGGGCAGGUGCAUCUGCCCCCCCCAGACGGUCAAGCCGAGCUGUGACGCGUGUGAGAGUCAGACUUUCAGCUACCACCCGUUGCUGGGCUGCGAGGGCUGUGACUGCUCUCCCAAUGGCGUCAAAGCAAACGCCGGACCCGACUGUGACCGGAUCACAGGACAGUGCAGUUGCAAACCCAGGAUCGGUGGUCGGCAGUGCGACCGCUGCGCUGCAGGUUAUCAUGGCUUCCCUUCUUGUGUGCCCUGUGACUGUACCCUAGAUGGGGUCACGCCCGACGUUUGCCACCCAGAUACGGGGACGUGUCUCUGCAAGAGAAAUGUUGCGGGUGCCCGGUGCGAUGCCUGCCGGGACGGCUCCUUCCAUUUUGACCCCUCGGACCCUAACGGCUGCACCAGCUGCUUCUGCUUCGGAGCUAGCGACCGGUGUCAGAGCUCUAGCAAACGCAGGGGGAAGUUUGUAGAGAUGCAUGGCUGGCGUUUGGAGAGGCUUGAUCAGGAGGAGGUCCCGUCUGUGCUGAACCCAGCCAGUAACACAGUGGUGGCUGACAUCCAGGAACUCCCUGCUACGGUUCACAUCCUCCACUGGGUGGCGCCACCUUCCUACCUGGGAGACAGAGUGCCGUCCUACGGUGGCUUUCUUACCUACCAGUCCAAAUCCUUUGGCAUUCCCAGUGAGGGAAUGACGCUGCUGAGCAAAAGACCUGAUGUCCUGCUGAGUGGUCGGGGAAUGACUCUGGUCCAUCUUGCACCGCAACCUCCCUCGCCAGACAGAUUAUAUCACGGCAGAGUCCAACUUGUUGAGGGAAACUGGCGCCAUGCCGUUACAAACAGGCCGGUGUCCAGAGAGGAGCUGAUGAUGGUUCUGGCUGGCUUGGGCGGCCUGAGGAUCCAGGCCUUGCAUUUCACUCAGAGCCAGCGUCUCAGUCUCGGGGAGGUGGGCCUGGAGGAGGCCACUGACUCAGGAGCGGGAGGCCCUGCCCACCAGGUGGAGGAGUGCGACUGCCCGCCGCAGUACUCCGGACACUCCUGCCAGAAAUGUGCUCCAGGCUACUACAGAGACGGCAGUGGGCCUUACUUUGGCCGUUGUGUGCCCUGCGACUGUAAUGGCCUGGCUACCGAGUGUGAUGAGAGGACCGGGAGAUGUCUGAACUGUCAGCAUCACGCAGCAGGGGACCGGUGCGACCGCUGUGAGGAAGGCUACCACGGAAACCCGGCUCAGAGGACGUGCCGGGUGUGCCCGUGUCCGUUUCGAACACAAGCAAACAGCUUUGCAGUGGGGUGCAGAGAGGUUUCCAGCGGGUUCGAGUGUGUGUGCAGAACGGGCUACUCUGGAGACAGGUGUGAGAGGUGCGCUCCAGGUUUCUACGGCGAGCCACUGGCCCCAGGAGGCAGUUGUCGGCCCUGCGACUGCAAUGGCAACGGAAACAACUGUGACCCCAGGACCGGAGUGUGCAAGAACACACUGGAGCCCAAAGACACCAACACAGAAGAGCAAUGCCAGGAAUGUGAUAGCUGUGCCCAGACUUUGCUCAAUGACUUGGAGCAGCUGGACGACGAGUUGGGAAGAAUCAAACGUCAGUUGAACAACGCCACUGCCAGCGCCUCGGCCCAGGAAAGGUUGGAGAAGCUGGAGAAGGCCAUUGCAGACACCAAGAAUCUGGUCAACAAGUUCGGCGCCACAGUCAACAGCCAGAGGUCAAAGGUCAGCCAGCUGGAGCAGGACAUGCUCACUGUCCAGGAUGACGUCAACUCCCUUAAAGACAAGGCGGAUAAGAGGGCAGCUGUGGCUGACAAGGCAGUAGGAGACGUGGAAAAAACUCACCGGAGAGCCAAGGAUCUGGACUCCGAGGUUCAGAACAUGCUGAAGAAAAUCCAAGCCCUGCUGGACCAGCUGAAAAAGAUAGGCACCAGUGCCGGUGGCGAUAUUUUGCCCGGCAAAGACCUGCGUAAGAUGCUGGACGAGGCUCAGCGCAUGGUGAAGGAGAUGGAGGAGAGGAACUUCACCCCCCAGAAGAAUGCUGCCGAGAAGGAAAGAGACGAGGCCAAGAAACUGUUGGAGUACAUCAAGGCCAAUGUGAGCAAGCAGUAUGAGAGGAACGAGGCAGCAGCGGAGCAGAUCCGAAACAAGCUGAAGGACUACGAAGCCAAGCUGAAGGACCUGGAGGAGGCCCUGAAGGAAGCUGGAGACAUGGUGAAGAAAGCCAACACCCAGAACGGACUCAACGCUCAGGCUAUGGAGGACCUACUGAAACGUAUUGAAAACCUGAAGAAGGAACGCGACACGGUCCGGGACCAAAUGGCCAUGGCAGAGGCUGAGCUGCGGAAAGCUGAAGAUCUGCUGAGAAGGCUGUCCGACAGUAAAAUGGAGUAUGAACAGCUGGCAGCACAGUUGGACGGUGCAAAGACUGACUUGACCAAGAAGGUUAAUGAGCUCACCCGGGCGGCCAGCAAGAAGGACCUUGUGGAAAGAGCUGAGGAGCAUGCUAAGAACCUCAACAAGCUGGCCAUGGACCUCCAAGAUGCUGUGAAGGAAUCGAGGAAUCGCUCCGACGUGCGAGAUGCCAUGGGUGCUAUCGAGGCCUACAAGGGCAUCACAGAUGCAAUCGCUGCUGCUGAGGCCGCAGCCAAUGAAGCAAAAGAUGCGUCGAACAAGGCCCUGGAUGGUGUGAAAAAGGGGGACCUGACAAAAAGAGCAAAAGUCCUGAAAGAGAAUGGAAACAACUUACUGUCGGAUGCAGAGGAAACAAAGCGGGACCUUCAGGCCGCCAGUUAUGACCUCACCACCCAAAAGGAGCGUCUGAAGAAUGCUGAAAAGAAGAAGAAAGCUUUGGAGAAGGAUAUUCAGGAGGCCAAGGCAGAGCUGAAUAAGAUCAAGCGCGAUGACAUUGGCGAUAUGAUUGACCAGGCUAAGAGGAAGGCAUCCCGAGCCAACGACACAGCUGGCACCACCCUGGACAAACUGGAUGCGAUCAGAAAGGAAGUCGAAAAGAUCAACAUCACUCCCCUGGACUCCAACCUCAGCAGUGUUAUGGACGACGUGGACAAGUCAGUAAAGAACCUGUUGAACACCAUCCCGUCUCUGGAAGAUAAGAUCUCGGAGGUGGAGAACCUCAGCUCUCACCUCUCUCCUGUCAGCAACAUAUCCGAGAACAUCAAGAAGAUCAAGGAGCUCAUUGAACAGGCUCGAGAUGCGGCCAACAGGAUUGUGGUCCCUAUGAAGUUCGCCGGUGAGGGUCACGUGGAGCUGCGUCCACCAAGGGAUUUGGAGGAUUUGAAGGCCUACACAUCAAUGUCUCUGAUGCUUCAGAGGCCUCCGGUACCCGACAGUGGCCGGGGAGAUGGAGCCCGCAGACGCCGACAGGCCGUAGACCAGGGAGACAUGUUUGUGCUCUACCUCGGCAAUAAAGAUGCCUCUUCGGACUACAUAGGCAUGGCUCUAAGGAAGAACGUGCUUUACGUUGUGUACAAACUCAACGGCAUUGAGAAUGAGAUCAAAACAGACACCAUCACCAGGUCGGCGAGUGAGCCAGCCUUCUUUGACAAAGUGGAUCUGCACAGGAUUUACCAAGAUGCAGAAGUGGACCUCACCAAACUCUACACAUCAAGUAAGCCUGACACAACCAAGAUAAGAAAUAAGCAGGGAGACGGGAUGAAGAACCUCUUAGACCUCAGUCCUAGUGACGUGGUCUUCUACGUCGGAGGCUACCCUGACAACUUCAAUCCACCGCCCUCUCUCAACUACCCCAAGUAUAAGGGCUGUAUCGAGUUCUCCUCCUUUAACGACAGAUUUGUCAGCCUUUAUAAUUUCCAGAAGGCAGUGAACAUCAACUUGGAGACGCCAUGCAAGAGGUAUAUACAGCAACUGGAUUCUGACUACUUUGAAGGUACCGGGUAUGCCAAGGUAGUCGUCGGUAAACCACAGGUCACCAUGCUGAUGGUUCAGACCAUCCACUCCCGCUCUGAGAAUGGACUGCUCCUCUACAUAGGAAAUGAGGACAAAUACUAUAGUUUGACGGUUGAGAUGGGCCACCUUGUUCUUCACAGUAACGUCUUAACAGCACCGGUUCGGAGUGACCGCACAUUGUUCCCUCCUGAAAAUGACAAGUUGGUAGAAGUCCUUGUCAUAAUCGAGUCCACCGGCGGGAAGGCGAUCAAAGUACGUGCGGCAAAUAGAGAGGUAAUCAGAGCUGCUGCAGAGUACACCAAAGGAGAAUUUACAGAAUAUUACAUCGGUGGCUUACCACAAGAGUUGAGGGAAAAGAAUAACAUCACCAUACAACCCCUCAAAGGAUGCUUGAGGAACGUGAAGCUGAAUAAUAAGUACGAAACCUUCGCAGAGAAAGUCGGCGUCAGCCGUGGUUGUCCCGAAGAUUUCUUGGCCUCUCGCAAAGCAGAGUUCAGCUUGGGAAGCUCCCUGUCGUCUGCCCUCACAGGCUUCAGCCUGGCUAAUGAUGUCAGCGUCUCUCUGGGCUUCAAGAGCACGGAGAACAACGGCCUUCUCCUGCAGAAAACCCAGUCGGGUACCGGAAUUGAACUCGCGCUGCAGAAUGGCUUCGUGGUACUCCAGUUCAAAGACAGGGCGUGGAAAUCUAGGAACCAAUACAAGGACGGCAAAUGGCAUUAUUUGACUGCAACCAAAAGAGACGAGGGGAUUAAGUUGCUUAUCGAUGAUGAGGAUGAAGGCCAGCAGUUGACUUCCACCCCUUUCAAAGCCAACUCGGAAACCACCGUGUUCCUUGGAAAGGACACUUUCAAGGGCUGCCUGUCCAACCUCUACACCCGACGGCCAGAGAGUCUGUACAGACCAGAAGACCUGAGCCAGUUCAACUCUUCUGGCGCCGUGCUGGUGGAUGUGUGCACUGCUGACAGACCUCCGCAACUGAUGCUGGACCGUAGCACGAGGACGGAUGUCGCUACGGCAGCGGUAAACGACAGUCUGUCGGCGUGUGCACCGCCGGCCGUGGUGCAGCAUGCUUAUCGCAUGGGGGGCCCAGUCAGCAGCCUGACUUACAGACUCCCACCACCGGCGCUGCAGCCCAGGCCCCACUUCUCUCUAGACGUCAGGACCCGGUCCCCUGAGGGCCUGCUGUUUUUUGUCGCCACCAGGGGAGGGCGCUCUCACCUCGCGCUGUACCUGUCCAAGGGCAGGAUCAGACUGUCUGUAGGCAAACAGAACGAGAUCUUCAACCGGGAAAAAUACAACGACGGGAAGUGGCACUCGAUCAUAUUUAGUUUGGAAAGGAGGAAGUUCCGGUUGGUUGUAGAUGGAAUCAGGGCACAGGACGGCCAGCUAACAAGUGACGAGGUGGCGUCCAUGGAAUUCGUGCCCCCCAUACACAUAGGCAGCGCCCCUGAAUACCUCCACAGAGAAUUAAAGUGGAAGAUUCUGCCGAAACAAAGUGUUUUUGGAUGCAUUCGCAACUUCAAGAUGAACGGCGACCUCAUGCCAGAGCCAAACAGCAACCAGGGUGCGGGGCCUUGCUUUGACGGACCCGUCCAGGACGGGGCUUAUUUCUCCGGAAAGAGGGCCCAUGUCAUUAUCGACGAUGCAUUCGUCGUGGGCUCCGGUUUUGAGCUUCUGUUUGAGAUCCGGCCGAGGAGUCUGACCGGGGUUCUGCUGCACGUGGGGGAGUCUGGCAGGGGCGGACUUGGCCCCACUGAGGGCCACCAUCUCAGCCUCUAUAUGCUCAGAGGAGAGGUGGUGGCCCAGGUUAACAAUGGAGCAGGGGAGUUCAAGGUGGCCGUCAUGCCCAAGACCACGCUGUGCGACGGGAUGUUCCACAAGAUUUCAGUGAUCAAGAGGAAAAACGUUGUGCAGCUGCAUGUGGACACAACAGGCCACUACAAAAUCGGGCCGCCGUCGUCCCCCACCACGCUGACCAAGGACCCGCUGUAUGUGGGCGGCCUCCCGGAGACGCCUGCCCCAGCGACCCUCCCGGUCACGUCGUCCUUCCUGGGCUGCAUCCAGAACAUGAGGAUCAACGGGGACCCGGUCUCCUUCGAGAGGCUGUCUAAGGUGUUUGGUGGAGUCAGUCUCAGAGAGUGCCCAGCAGGUUAAAGCAUCCCGGUCUCCCAGUACCCAGACCCCGGGGACCACGUCCGCCGCGUGCCAUCUGUCACCAGACAGAGAAUGUGUAACUGGGUCAGAAUGUACACAUCACUAAUGCGUCUGAAUGUGAGGCUGCAUCAGCAUGUGUGUCUGUGUGUGUGUGUGUGUGUGUGUGUGUGUGUGUGUGUGUGUGAGCGGUGCAUGGAAUCACAACCUGUAGCUCUGAACUGAAAAACGAGUGCUUUUCUCUGCAGCGUGUCUGUAUUUAUUUUGUGAUAAACUCGUUAUCACGCUGCGGUUUUUGUGGUUGUGUAUUCUACCGUCGGAGGUCUCGUAUCAGGUCUGAUCUACAUGGGCACUGGGUCCAUUUACCCACUCUACCCGGACAGCAUCCGGGUGUGGGCCACUUCAGGCAGUGAUGCGGCACUGAUGGCCCUGACAAAAUGGAUGUGAGCCUGAAGUGGCCCACAUGUAUAACAGCAAAUAUGGCCCAAAUGUGCCAAAUCACAUGUGGGCCUUUUCUGGCAAAGGUGUGGUGGUCUGGGCAACAUGUGGUCUGGAUGGGACCCUGAAGUGGCCCGUGUGGUAAAUGCUGAAUAUAUCCCACAUAUCACAAAACAAAUAUGGCCCACCUUUGGCAAAUAUGUGGCACAUGCGGCAUUGCUAUGGCUUGGUUCUGGCCCAGAUCUGGCGAACAGGAGCGGGCCGCCCAAGUGCCACCAUUCCACGCGGUAUGUGGGCCGGAUGAAGGUGUCGGGUGUGGGACGGGUCCGGGCCACAGCAGUUUUGCUAUCUGGGUAGACACUCUUGCUACUGUAUGUGGUUGUGAUUGGUGAGGUCUGCAUAACAGUCCAGAUUGCCAAGUCCGGGGGCCAAAUGUCUAAACUGUACGUACACAUGAAAACUCUACUUACGCCUCUUCCCACGCAGCUUUCCCACUGUGCGAAACUCCACGGCGGUAAGAAUGUUCAUACAGCUUUCACAUCACACCAUGCAUACCGUAUACGCAGUCUUUUGAGUCCCGUUAGUGUUAUAACAGACCAACAAGUCCUCCAACCCAUAUGACCACACGGGUGGUUUGUCCUCUAAUAUGACCCACAGGAGGGUUUCCUAAAGUAGCGCCCCUACCGACGGCAGGAGGUAUGCCACAGAUACUUUUCGCCUCUGUGCAUUGUGGGUUUUUAAAACAAUGUGAGAACAAUAGAAUAAGUAGGCAGUGCGUUUUUGUGUUGUUUGGCCGUCUAGUAUAGUAACUAAGAUGCUAUUGGCAGUAUGUUUACCUAUGAAUGACGUCAUAAGAGCUAACUUAACCUUAGCCACAAGUUACAAAGUCAGCUAGUGUGGACAUUAGAACCGCUAUGUGACAUUACACUUUGCUUUAUUAAUAUUCCUUCUCGCGACCAAUUAAACUAAACCUUUGGCCUUUAUAUGCAACCAGCCAAUCGGAGGUGUGUCUGAAGCCAUUUAUAGUACAUUGUGGGCGUGGUCAGAAAGCUCGUACGCAUGCGCACAAUUUCAGGAUAUUGAAACUACGAGGAAAAAAAACAGGUGGGAACAGACGUACGAAGGGUUUUAUAAAGACUGCUUAUGCGUGUUCCCUGUUUUGCGUGUACACACAUUGCUACACCCAAGUAUACACAAAGUUUUAUACAUUCGGCCCCUGGUAUGAGCGACCCAGCACUUUAAACGACAUGCCACUUGUGGUGCUUUCAGGGCGAUCAGCAGUAUUGGCUGGUAUCUCUUUAUGCAUUACUGUCGCCUCAGCUGUUCCACGUUUGGAUAGUUUACAGAUCUAGUCCCUGUUAGUGUCCAGAUCUAGUCCCUGUUAGUGUCCAGAUCUAGUCCCUGUUGGUGUACAGAUCUAGUUCCUGUUGGUGUCCAGAUCUAGUCCCUGUUAGUGUCCAGAUCUAGUCCCUGUUGGUGUCCAGAUCUAGUCCCUGUUAGUGUACAGAUCUAGUCCCUGUUAGUGUACAGAUCUAGUCCCUGUUAGUGUACAGAUCUAGUCCCUGUUGGUGUACAGAUCUAGUCCCUGUUGGUGUCCAGAUCUAGUCCCUGUUGGUGUACAGAUCUAGUCCCUGUUAGUGUCCAGAUCUACUCCCUGUUAGUGUACAGAUCUAGUCCCUGUUGGUGUACAGAUCUAGCCCCUGUUGGUGUCCAGAUCUAGUCCCUGUUAGUGUACAGAUCUAGUCCCUGUUAGUGUCCAGAUCUAGUCCCUGUUGGUGUCCAGAUCUAGUCCCUGUUAGUGUCCAGAUCUAGUCCCUGUUAGUGUACAGAUCUAGUCCCUGUUGGUGUCCAGAUCUAGUCCCUGUUAGUGUACAGAUCUAGUCCCUGUUAGUGUCCAGAUCUAGUCCCUGUUAGUGUCAGCCCGUCUGACUCCGUGUUCUCUUGUUCUGCGUGUUAACUGGUUUGGACAGAUAUGGACCUUUUACACAGACCUUGAAAUCAAAAUAUUUUACAUGGACUGUAUUACCAUGGCUUUGACCGCUUUAUUCCUUUUUUUUAUUCUUACAUAGAGAUGUUUUGUGUGGAAGUGAAUGUUUGAAAUGCCAGAAAAUAUUAUUACAGCAUAUAUUUAUGUUUUCAAAGCUUUGUCUUUUUUUAAAAAUCUUUUUUUUAUCAGCUAUUGUCUAUCAGCAGUAGGAGAAUAAUUGUUGAAAAUGUCUAUUUAUAGUGGGCAGUAGCCUGAAAAUUUGCUGAAACAGAGGCUACGAAGACCUUAUUACUAGAGUUAUUAAAAUCAGAAAUGAUUUCACUUCCCCUGCAAGUUUAUACCUCAUUGCCUUUAGUCGUGGUAAUAUUUGUGGAUAAAAUUAUUGGAUAUAUUUUUUUACAUGCAUUCCUGUCUCUUGACCAAUGAUACUCAUUUGUCAGCCCUUUUAUAUUCUGUUUUGUGUCAUUUAUGAAUACUUUCCAUUUCGUUGAGUAAGACAAAUAUAGUGUGACUUAUUUUGCUGUUGAGUUGUUCUCUUAUCCUUAAAGAUGAAAUUUAACACUGCCCUGUUUUGACUUCACUACCAAAUAUUACUUGUUCUUGGUCCUAAGGGCACAGAUGUCAUUACAACUUGGUGGGGGGAUUGAUCAAGACUGCAACUGUGAAACUACACCCGAGACUCCCCGUUUCUGCCCCUCUGUGUUGCUGCUG